Molecule: messenger RNA, 1905 nt
Organism: Closterium sp. NIES-65
Lineage: Eukaryota; Viridiplantae; Streptophyta; Zygnematophyceae; Desmidiales; Closteriaceae
Source: the annotation of a GenBank genome assembly
AUGGUCAGGGAUACGGGCGUAAUGCAGUCAGAAGAGGUGCCCGUGGUGUUGAGAGAGGAGAGCGCGUGGGUUGGGGAUGGCGAGCGGAUGCGAGAAAAAACAGCGGGGAAUUCUUUACCAGGUCGGGAGGAGGCUGCUGUUACCACCGCUGCCUCUGCUGCUGCUUCUGUAGCGCUUGAUGCUGGAGCUCAAACGGAACAAGAGGGGCGAGGCAAUGCAAGUGACUGCGAGGAGGGUGACUGCGAGAAGGGUGACUGCGAGGGGGGUGACUGUGAGGAGAGUGACUGCGAGGGGGGUGAGAAGGAAAUCAGCCAUAAUACUGCCGCUUCCUUGCAUCACGAAGUCCGCGGUAAGAGGCGAAGAUGGCGAGUGGAAGGAGUGGACGGUGAGAGCGGCACAGGGGAAGGCGGCACAGGGGAAGGCGGCACAGGGGAAGGCGGCACUGCAAUCACGUACAGCCUUCAUCAGGACCGCUUUGUAGCAGCACCGGGGCUAGCACCAUCCACAUCAGCACCAUCCACAUCAGCACCAUCCACAUCAGCACCAUCCGCAUCAGCACCAUCCGCAACAUCCCCAACCUCAGGCGCCACUACAACUCCUGCUGCAAAAAAGUCAACGACCACGCAGUUGCCCACACCUUCCCCUGUCUUCCCCCGCCCUCUCUCCUGCCCUUUCCCCCGCCCUUUCCCCCGCCCUUUCCCGUGCCCUUUCCCCUGCGCUUUCACCUGCCCUCUCCCCCACGCCUGCGCCUCCCCCCUCUCCUUCUGGCUCGCUCCCUGCAGCGUCUCUGGACUUCCUCUGCCCGGACAAGCUCCGCCAACCCCCAUGGUGCUGCUGCGGGGGCGGCUGUCAGUGCAGCAGCAGCAGCGGUUUGUGCAGGCAGCGCAGGAGACAAAAGACCUUUUCCGCAGACCAGUCACUGCAGGGGGAGGCAGAUACCACCUGUAUUCGGUAAGAGAGCGGGCGAGGCAGAUACCACCUGUAUUCGACCUGUUGGGGUGCGGCGUGGAGCAGCACACUCAACCGUUUUGCCACUGCAGCAUGGGCCCCGCCCAUCACCUCGCUCGACCUGUUGGGGUGCCGCGUGGAGCAGCACGCUCAACCGCUACGCCGCUGCUGCAUGGGCCCCGCCCAUCCCCCCUGACCUUGCUCACCUCGCGGGGAGCCUCGCUCUCGAAGCACACUCACACAGCCCAGUGUUCUGGGAUGGUGGGGGAGGAGGAGGGGGAAGAGGAGUGGGGGGAGGAGAGGAGGGAGGAGUGGAAAGAGGGAGAGGAGGAGGAGGAGGAGGAGGAGGAGGAGGAGGAGGAGGAGGAGGAGGAGGAGGAGGAGGAGGAGGAGGAGGAGGAGGAGGAGGAGGAGGAAGAGGAGGAGGAGGAGGAGGAGGAGGAGGAGGAGGAGGAGGAGGAGGAGGAGGAGGAGGAGGAGGAGGAGGAGGAGGAGGAGGAGGAGGAGGAAGGGGAGGUGGAGGAAGAGGAGGAGGAGGGGGAGGUGGAGGAAGAGGAGGAGGGCUGUGCCCAUAAGUUUGCAUUCUGUACAGUGGGCCUGGUUCCUGGAUUCCAGGUGAGCGUGAGUGUGGGCGACACCAUGCAGUUCUUCUUUCGGCCACUCCCUCCUCUGCACCGCCGUCGGUCCGGCAUUGCAGUGCAGAUUGAUGACCCGGUGGCUGCUGCGCGCUCUGCGCUCGGCGAUGCUGCGCAUAACAGGGAGCGAAUUGUGUCUCUAUCCAGUGGAGACGUGCUGGUGUUUGGAGCUGCUUCGCGCCUUGUGUAUCACGGAACCAGAGAUCUCGUCCCAGGAACCAGGCCACCAAACCUUGUCAUGACUCCAGGCCGGCUCAACUUCACCUUUAGGGUGCAGGACAAGGGAGAGGUUGGUGGGACGGGCCAGCGUAGUAAGGGAUAG